CUGCCGCUCUGGGAGCUGCUGGACAAGGAUGAGACCAACGAGACCAAGGCCAUGUUCGGCAUCUCCCUGGUGACAGAUGCCACCCUAAAACGCUUCGGGGUUCGUUAUCUGAGGACUGCCAAGUCGCUCGUCUUCCCCUGGUUCAGCCCCCGCGAUGCGACCUUGAGGGGCCUGAAGCUCCUGAGGGUUGAGAAGAAGGGGGACGCGGUAGCUUACGUGGAAGAGACUUUACCCCGCUUCGAUUCCUAUCGCAAUCUCUUUGGGCUGCCCCUGGUCAGCCGCCGGGACACAGAGCUGGUCUUGACUGGGUGGGAGCUGGACGCCAUGGCCCUGCACCAAGCGACGGGGGUGGCCAGCCUUGCCCUGCCCCGGGGGGCCACCUGCCUGCCCCCUGCCCUCCUCCCUUCCCUGGAGCAGUUCAAGCGCAUCACCCUGUGGCCGGGCGAGGGCCUGCGCUCCUGGGAAGCCGCCAAGCUCUUUGCUCGGAAGCUGAACCUCAAGCGCUGCUCCCUGGUGCGCCCCGGCAACCUCCAGCCCCGGCCUUUGGAGGCUCUGAACCAGGGCCUGAACCUCACCAAGAUCCUGCGUGCCGCCCUGCCCGCCAGCCACAAAUCCAUCGUCUCCUUCCGGCAGCUGCGCGAGGAGGUAUUUGGGGAGCUGGUCAACACCGAGCAGGUGGCCGGCGUCAAGUGGGCGCGCUUCCCCGAGCUCAACAAGCUCCUCAAAGGGCACCGCAGAGGGGAGCUCACCGUCUUCACAGGCCCGACGGGCAGCGGGAAGACGACGUUUAUCAGCGAGUACGCGCUGGACCUGUGCAUGCAGGGGGUGUGCACGCUGUGGGGCAGCUUCGAGAUCAACAACGUCCGCCUGGCCAAGAUCAUGCUGACGCAGUUUGCCGCCCAGCGCCUGGAGGAGCAGCUGGAGCUGUACGAUGAGUGGGCUGACCGCUUCGAGGACCUCCCGCUCUACUUCAUGACCUUCCACGGCCAGCAGAACAUCAAGACAGUGAUUGACACCAUGCAGCAUGCCGUCUACAUGUAUGACAUCACCCACGUGGUCGUCGACAAUCUCCAGUUCAUGAUGGGACACGAGCACCUCUCUGUGGACAGGUAG
Eurypyga helias (sunbittern) is the source of this 1113-nucleotide messenger RNA. RefSeq names its product chromosome unknown open reading frame, human C10orf2 (gene TWNK). The record is from RefSeq and is a predicted model, not a curated record. The annotation marks the transcript as partial. Gene Ontology annotation, biological process: mitochondrial DNA replication. The transcript is spliced from 3 exons. Lineage: Eukaryota; Metazoa; Chordata; Aves; Eurypygiformes; Eurypygidae. Gene Ontology annotation, cellular component: mitochondrion. Gene Ontology annotation, molecular function: ATP binding; 5'-3' DNA helicase activity; single-stranded DNA binding.